This is a messenger RNA of Suillus discolor, 1684 nucleotides long. RefSeq names its product DUF1479-domain-containing protein. The record is from RefSeq and is a predicted model, not a curated record. Lineage: Eukaryota; Fungi; Basidiomycota; Agaricomycetes; Boletales; Suillaceae. The transcript has 8 exons. The coding region runs from base 157 to 1626 and encodes 489 amino acids.
CAUGAGUAAUCAAUUAACCACCUCGGAGAGGCCGCCGAACCUUCGGGUCCCGUAAUUCGAAAAUCGGAGCUUGAACGCUCCUAGAAUCUACAAGUAUGCGUCUUCACAAUCAACUGCACGGUGCCAGUCAUUGCAUCCAGCAUCCUUGCCGUCAACAUGAUAGUUUCCACCAUUAUCCACGCACGAUAUGCCCUCAGCACUCGGUUACUUUCUCAGACGUGUCCCCGGACAAUGAUGACAACAGCUGCACAAACGAAACGCGCAGCUAAACAGGAAGGCACGAUCGCGGACGUGUUCACGUCACUAGAUCCUGGUACCAAGGUCGCUGCACUUCCAGCUCGUUUCGCUCAGUUGAAGAAGGAUGUGCUCACCGAUAUGGGCGCGACACAUGCGAGCAUUGUGGAGGCCUGGAAGCAGGUUCUAGCUGCUUUGGAAGGACGAACGAAGGAGAUUGUUAGUUUGGGGGGAGAAGUGAUCCCUCGUGUGUCGUUUACCGACAUUGAACGCGGCUUGUCCAACACUCAGAAGGAUCGUAUCAGGAAAUCUGGUGUUGUUGUAGUGACGGGUGCAGUUCCAAAGGAGGAAGCACUACGAUGGAAAGCGUCAAUAAAGGAGUAUAUCACUGCAAAUCCCGUCAAAGGCUUCCCAGCGAACGAUAUUCAGGUGUACGAGCUCUAUAACAGUAAAGCUCAAAUCGCAGCGCGCACUCAUCCAGCCAUUCUUCGUACUCAACAAGAGCUCCUCCAGUUUUGGCAUGACCCAUCAAACAAGCACGUCGGCUUUAGUACUCCUAUCAGUUACUUCGACCGCUUGCGUAUCCGUACUCCUGGCGACAGCUCAUUCACAGUUGGCCCUCAUAUCGAUGGGGGAAGUGUCGAGCGCUGGGAGGAUCCUACAUUUCGUAGGGUCUUCAGCCAAAUCUUAGCUGGGGGAGCGGGUUGGAGGUCACACAACCCAUUCGAUGUGUCCUGGCGCGUGGAUGCAAAGCAGGAUCUAUACAAUGCACCGGGUCAAUGUUCUGUCCUUCGUUGUUGGCAAGGCUGGACCUCACUCUCCACGACUGGCGUCGGCGAAGGUACACUUCGCGUACUUCCAAUGCUCUCCCUAGCGACGGCGUACAUCAUGCUUCGUCCUUUCUUCCGUCCUGGCGCUGCUGGUGGCGAGUGGGUGCUAGACUUGGAAAGCAGUUCAUUUCCAGGAAGUAUACCAGGCAAGGGGCAGGAGCUUAAUGAAGAAACGCAUCCGCAUUUGAGACUCGGCGAGACCAUGACGAGCAUCCCAGAGAUUCAACCUGGUGAUCAGGUUUACUGGCACUGUGAUACCGUACAUUCCGUUGAGAAACUGCAUGGUGGUCAAAGGGAUUCAUCGGUUUUCUAUAUUCCUGCAGUCCCACUUUCUGUGAAAAACGCAUCAUACAUUCGUGACCAGCGAGCUAAUUUUGUGCGCGGUCUUCCUGCUCCGGACUUUCCUGGAGGCUCCGGCGAAUCUACUUUCACGGGACGAGCUACGGCGCAGGAUAUUACCACCAGCCAAGGACGUCGGGCGUUGGGUUUCGAGCCAUUCGUAUCAGGAGGGGUAGAGAAUGAUGAGCUUGUUGAUGCAGCGAAUCGUGUGUUGUUCGGUUGAGGGUUAACGAGUUUCAUGUAUCUCGCUGCAAUAAGAACGUUCUUGGUUACUGAGUACA